AGCAAAUUGUGCCUAUUUUCUUUUAAAUUAUAAUAAAAUUGCAAUGCUUUGAUCGCUACUGCCGGGCAAAACGAUAACAACGAUAUAUCAAUAUAUCGAUUUUAAACGGAUCUUCGAUACCUAUGAUAAUAAUUAUAAUAUAUGACUAAAUCUGCAAUAAAAAAGCCCCAGUCGGGCUGAUAUCCAAUAAAACAUUUCACCACUGCACAUAAGCAUAUAAUGGUGGAAAGUACCUGGAACGUCCUUAUCUUAUCGGGCAUGGUGGACACGAGACGACCGCUAAUCAAAAUAUAGAGUAGUGCUAACUCAUAUUAUUGAUAAACAAAGUAAAGGACGGCAGUGAGUUAGUUACACGCGCAUUUAUUGGCGAAGAAUAGAAGCCAAUACUACGGAUAUGUCUGAAUCCGGAAUUAAAAAGCUUAGUCAGGAGAGGACUCGAGAAUGGCUGGCGAGUCAGGCGGCUUCAGCCGAUGAUGAGGAGUUGGAAUCAAUAGCAGAGUCCUCGGUAGUGGACAGUUUGGACUACGAUUAUACUGAAGACGAUGAUAUAGAUCAAAAUACCAGCGAAGAAAUCAGCACCUUGACUCUAGGAACACAAAUCACUGCGAAGAAAGACUCGAUCAUUAGCGAUACAAUAAGGGACCUCAUGAACUCGAUUAACAGCAUUCAGACUUUGGGCAACGUUAACAUCAGCAACUCAACGAACGUGCACAUCGGCAAUGUUACCAAUAUUAAUGGCAAUAUACAAAUCAUAGCCGAUGGCCUUAGCCGAAGAGAUCGCCGACAUGUAUCGCCCUCGAAAGAUAGUGCUCCUAAACCUCAGACACAUUUUGAUGAUGAUUAUCAGGACGAGUCGGAGGAGAGAGUACGGUCGGAUGUAUUUAUUAAGCGCCAAAAAUUUAAAAUACCUAAGGAGCUGUGCUCCAUUAUUCCGAGACAUUCCUGGCUGGCACAAAAGCCCAUGGAAGAUCCGAUGCCUUUGCAGCUCCCCGUUAAAUAUGUUGUAAUCCUACACACUGCUACAGAGAGCUCAGAAAAACGUGCGAUCAACGUAAGACUUAUCCGUGAUAUGCAAUGCUUCCACAUAGAGUCGCGAGGAUGGAACGAUAUUGCCUACAACUUUUUGAUUGGCUGUGAUGGAAACAUUUAUGAGGGUCGUGGUUGGCAAACGGUGGGUGCCCAUACACUAGGAUACAACAAGAUUUCGCUGGGUAUCAGUUUUAUUGGAUGCUUCAUGCGAGAGCUGCCAACGAUGGACGCUUUAAAUAUGUGCCGCAAUCUAUUGGCCCGCGGUGUUGAGGAUGGCCACAUAUCAUCCGACUAUAGACUCAUUUGCCACUGCCAGUGCAAUUCGACGGAAAGUCCUGGCCGGCAAUUAUAUGAGGAGAUACAGACAUGGCCCCACUUUUACAAUAUAGAGGAAGAGGAGGAGGAACAAUAACAAAUACGCUUUUUAUUACAUGACUUAAGUGCACCCGAGUUUCGUUUUACUUGUUAAAAAUUAAAUCACAUUUUUAUAAAUUCGUUGGGAAAUUGAUUCAUGAUGUAUAGGAUUUAAAGGUAUGUAUACAUUUAUUUUAAAUUUUUUGUCAUUUCUCGUUAAGCUAGUUAUGGAGUAAAAGUUUUGUAAAUAAUCUUAAUUUUCUUGCUGGUCUUUAGGUGAUUUCAAUAUUUACAAACCAUCCUCCAAUGAAUGGCCUUUUGCCUCUAAAAAUUUUAUCAAAACUGGCCGUCAAAUUGGUUUCUGCUUAAGUCUAAUGAUUAGUUGUCGGUUAUGAUCCAUAUCCAUCUCCCAGGAAUCCAAUUAUUCAAAAAUGGUGAUGUUUGAAAAUAAUAUUUUGGCAUCUCACAGAAA
This is a messenger RNA of Drosophila eugracilis, 1855 nucleotides long. It is a transcript of the gene PGRP-LE, whose product is annotated as peptidoglycan-recognition protein LE. The record is from RefSeq and is a predicted model, not a curated record. NCBI's taxonomy places the organism in Eukaryota, Metazoa, Arthropoda, Insecta, Diptera, Drosophilidae. Gene Ontology annotation, molecular function: N-acetylmuramoyl-L-alanine amidase activity; zinc ion binding. Gene Ontology annotation, biological process: peptidoglycan catabolic process. The coding region runs from base 395 to 1441 and encodes 348 amino acids. The transcript has 5 exons.